This is a messenger RNA of Tribolium castaneum (red flour beetle), 1107 nucleotides long. RefSeq lists its product as uncharacterized. Gene Ontology annotation, biological process: mitochondrial translation. Lineage: Eukaryota; Metazoa; Arthropoda; Insecta; Coleoptera; Tenebrionidae. The record is from RefSeq and is a predicted model, not a curated record. The transcript has a single exon. Bases 118 to 1071 code for a protein of 317 amino acids. Gene Ontology annotation, molecular function: GTPase activity; GTP binding. Gene Ontology annotation, cellular component: mitochondrion.
AGUUGUUAUGUUAUUUCCCAUUUACUUUAAUCCAGGCUUGAACUUAUUAAAAAAAAAAUUACAUAACCCCAAAAUUGAGGUUAAAUACGUCUUGUGAAGUGGGCUAAAGUUGUGAAAAUGGCCCAAAAACUGUCGCCUGAUAUGUUCAGGAGCGCCUUCAAGGCGAUCGACAAGGACGUGGUACGUUGGUUCCCGGGGCACAUGGGGCGCGGCCUUAAACAAAUGCAGCAUAAACUUCGCUCAAUCGACUGCAUUAUUGAAGUCCACGACGCAAGAAUCCCGAUUUCGGGCCGCAACACCGACUUCAAAUACACAAUAAGUGGCAUAAAACCCCACAUCCUAGUCUUAAACAAAGUCGACCUAAUCGACAAAAAAUUAAUCCCUUCGAUAAAAAAUCGUCUAAAAAAUGAGUUCGAAAACGUAGUUUUCACGAACUGUAAGGACCAGCAAUGUAAAGGCGUAAAAACACUCUUCCCUUUGGCUCAAAAUUUGAUCAAAAACUCUGAUAGGUUCAAUCGUAGUCAGGCUGAGGAUCAGUGCGUUAUGAUAAUAGGGGUUCCAAACGUGGGCAAAUCAUCGCUAAUCAAUGCCCUAAGGGUGCGGAAUUUGCACAAGGGGAAUGCCACCCACGUGGGUGCCACACCGGGGAUUACCCGAAGUGUUUUAACCAAAAUCAAAAUGAGUGAAGACCCGCUGUGUUACAUGCUUGACACACCAGGGAUUUUAACACCGAAAAUUGAGAGUGCUGAAGUGGGGCUGAAGCUGGCUUUGUGUGCUACAAUUCAGGACCAUCUAGUUGGGGAGGGUGUGAUUGCUGAUUACUUGCUUUUUUGGUUAAAUAAAAACGGACACUAUAAUUAUGUGAAGUUCUUCGGGCUUGAGAAAGCCACCGAUGAUAUUUUGGAAGUAUUAGCUCAGAUUAGUGUUAAGAAGAAAAAAAUGUUAAAAUUGAGGGACAAUACCAAUAAUUAUGUCUAUAAACCAGAUUUGGAUUAUGGGGCCAAAGUGAUGUUGCAGGCGUUCAGGAAGGGGGAUCUGGGCAAGAUUGUGCUAGACGAAGACUUGCUAUAACUUGUAGAUUAUUAUAAAUAAAUUUUUAUAGAAGAA